Messenger RNA from Coregonus clupeaformis (lake whitefish), 18910 nucleotides. RefSeq names its product histone-lysine N-methyltransferase 2C. The record is from RefSeq and is a predicted model, not a curated record. Gene Ontology annotation, molecular function: transcription coactivator activity; histone H3K4 methyltransferase activity; histone binding. The transcript has 61 exons. Gene Ontology annotation, biological process: positive regulation of transcription by RNA polymerase II. NCBI's taxonomy places the organism in Eukaryota, Metazoa, Chordata, Actinopteri, Salmoniformes, Salmonidae. The coding region runs from base 829 to 17202 and encodes 5457 amino acids. Gene Ontology annotation, cellular component: nucleus; MLL3/4 complex.
GAUCUGACCCAAAACGCUGGAAUUUACAUAUAUUUGUAUUUACGCCUUUGCAUAAGCUCAUUUUUUAUAGAUGGUUUAUUCCUGUUGGACCAUUAUUUUAUCUAAUACGUGUAAUUCAACAUUUAAUUGGACCUAUUUCCGCGACAAACGUUGACAGGCAGUGCUUAGGUCUCUCCUAAACAUGGCCACCAUGAUGGAGUAAAUGCUUCAACUUUAAAUUUCACAUUUUCAGAAGAAAACUUAAUUUUCUGUAUUCUACCAGGAAUGUUUCAACGGAAGAAACUAUAUCAAACAUAAUCCAUAUGAAAUCUUUGAAGAAAGUUUCUUGUUGGAUUUAAUACUGGUUUAAGUUGGCUGGAAGCUGGAAAGGAAAAAAAGAAUUGCAUCAAUUCCGUAAGCGUUUUCUUUUCUCUCGAUAGUUUUAAAGCUUUUACAAACCUUUUGUGGGGGUUUUCAAGUUGUGGAUAUAUCUUUAUUGCAAUCAUUUUGCUGUGAAGAAUUGAAGAAACGAUUGGGAUGUAUAAUAUCAUUUUGAUGCGUUUUCCAGUGGAAAGUGAAUCUUGGUGGUCGAAAGAAGAGUAGUAAUGUUCACUGGUUGACGUACUUUUAGAAGCGAAGAACCGAAGAAUACAUAAAGGAAUAUAUCUGUUCAUGUAUGGUUUUGAGGCGCCGAAAGUGCACCGGUCGUUUCCCCAUAUUUUUGAAUUGGUGGAAGAUCGAGUCAACGAUACCCCCCCCCCACACUUAUAAUAAACGAAAGUAUUACAUUUCUCAUAUGGCUUUAAAGGUCAUGAAGGAAAUCCAUCUACACUUCUAGGGUUUGAAAGAAUGUCAUCAGAGUACAAGAGUCUGGAUCCCUCUGACCACGGACCGUCUCCUCCCCUGAGCAGCACUGGGGGGGGCUCCCCCUCAGACAGCCCCUCCCCUGCCCCCACAGACAGGCGCCCCCGUGGCCGGCCUCGUAAGGAUGCAGGUGCCGGCACGCCCACGCGAGCACCCACACCUCAAAAGGGCUGUAGCAGAGGCCAAUCCCAGGGUGAGGAUGAGGACAGCAUGGAUGGGACAGAGACCACCGAAGCCCAGAACAUGCAGGAGAUGGAAGUUAAGGAGCUGGUCCUGGAGGUUGAGGAGGUCAUCGUGCCCCUGUUGCCCAGCCCCACUGACGACAGACCCCUCUCCCCACUAUUCCAGCGCUCUGUGUCAGAGGACUCAGCAGGAUCCUCUGCCUCGGCCCUGGAGCACGCCAAAAUCCGUGAAAAGCUGUGUGCUUUCUGCUACUGUGGGGAGAAGAGUUUCCUGGGCCAGGGCGACCUGAUGGUGUUUGGCCCCACACCCGGCUACGUGCCGCUGCACAUCCGCAACCGCCGCGGAAGCUCUGAGAAAGACGACGACUACCACGAAGACGACUUUCAAGACGACGACCAUGACACCAAGAGCCCGGGGCAGCGUGACAGCAGGAGGGGACUUAAAAAGGUCAGCUCUCCGGACAGUGGUCUCCACUCCUCCUCAGCACCGGGCAGCACGGACCCCUUCAGUGAGGAGCCGGCCCCCAAGUUCUGGGAUGAGCUGGGUCAGAUCGGCCUCCCCGACGACAUCAACGUCCAGUCCCUGUUUGACCCCACAGGCCAGUGCUGUGCCCACCUGCACUGUGCCGCCUGGUCCGAGGGGGUGUGUCGCGGCGAGGCCCAAGACUCACUGCUCUACGUGGACAAAGCCAUAGACUCGGGGAGCACAGAGUGCUGUGCAUACUGUAAGCGUCUUGGAGCAUCCAUCAAGUGCUGUGAGGAGGGCUGCUGCCGCUCCUACCAUUUCCCCUGCGCCGCCGCUGCCGGAACCUUCCAGGACCUGCGGCGACACACCCUCCUCUGCCCCGACCACCUCCAGCUGGCCUCACAAACAUCUAAAGAGGAGGUGAAGUGCUUGUUGUGUGACAGUGCUGGGGACCUGCAGGACCAGCUUUUCUGCACCACGUGUGGGCAGCACUACCACGGGGUGUGUCUGGACGUGGGUGUUACCCCCCUGAAGAGGGCCGGCUGGCAGUGUCCCGAGUGCAAAGUCUGUCUGACCUGCAGGAACCCGGGGGAGGACAGCAAGAUGCUGGUGUGUGACAUGUGUGAUAAAGGCUAUCACACUUUCUGUCUCCAGCCUGCCAUGGAAUCCAUCCCCACCAAUGGCUGGCGGUGCAAGAAAUGUCGGGUUUGUUCUCAGUGCGGGGUCAGGCAGGCAGGCCACUGGGCCCACAACAUCACGCUGUGUGAGAGUUGCCACAUGCAACCGGAGGAGCCCGCCCCCGCCCUGCCGUGCCCGCUGUGUGGGAUGGGCCAGGGCCCCGGCGACGUACCCAAGGACGUCGUCAUCACCUGCCGUACCUGCAAAAGGUGGCUUCAUGGGGAGUGUGAGAAGCAGGCAGGGGGCGACCCGGACCUCCACCCCCAGGCCCACUACGUCUGUACACAGCUGGAGAGGGACAUGGUGGAAACCCCGACCAGCCCCAUCCAGGAACCCACAGAACCAGAACCAGAACCAACUAUGGAUGUCUUUAUGGCUGUGGUGGAGGAGGAAGUGCCGCUUUUGGAAGAGGUGUGCCCUAGCCCUCAGCUGGAGCAAGAGGCAUGUUGUAGCGCUCAGAUGGAGGAAGGGGCGUGCCCUAACACUCAGCUGAAUGAAGAGACAUGUCAUAGUGCUUGGAUGGAGGAAGAGGCGUGUCCUAGCCCGCUAAAGGAAGAAGGGGCGUGUCCUAGCCCUCUAAAUGAAGAAGGGGCGUGUCCUAGCCCUCUAAAUGAGGAAGGGGCGUGUCCUAGCCCUCUAAAGGAGGAAGGGGCGUGUCCUAGCCCUCUAAAGGAGGAAGGGGCGUGCCCUAGCCCUCUAAAGGAGGAAGGGGUGUGCCCUAGCCCUCUAAAGGAGGAAGAGGCGUGCCCUAGCCCUCGGCGGGAGGAGGAGGAGGCGUGCCCUAGCCCUCGGCGGGAGGAGGGGGCGUGCCCUAGCCCUCGGCGGGAGGAGGGGGCGUGCCCUAGCCCUCGGCGGGAGGAGGGGGCGUGCCCUAGCCCUCGGCGGGAGGAGGGGGCGUGCCCUAGCCCUCGGCGGGAGGAGGGGGCGUGCCCUAGCCCUCGGCGGGAGGAGGGGGCGUGCCCUAGCCCUCGGCGGGAGGAGGGGGCGUGCCCUAGCCCUCGGCGGGAGGAGGGGGUGUGUUCUAGCCCUCUAAAGGAACAGGAGCCCAAAGAAUCUCCCUCAGGUGCUGAACCGGCACAGGAGAUCCAGGUGACCGUUACCCUGACGGAGGGCCCGGAGUCUCCCCAGAGGUCUGGAACUCUAGUGGGCGUGUCACCGCUCGCCUCCCAGAGUCCCGCCGCACCCAGGGCCGACGACCAACAGGAACUGGAAAUAUCAGACUUGCCAGAAACAGCAAAAGUGGCGGCGCCUGAGGCGGCGUUGCCGCACAAUGUAGAGGAGAAGGAGGAGACCAAAUCGGAGGACUCCAAAACCACUUUAGCCACGCCCACCAAAGACAUAUCCCAUGAGCCUUUGGAGGAGACUACGGAGGAGGCUCCUGUAGAGGAGGAGGAGCCUAUGGAAGUAGCACCUGUGGAAAUGCCGCCUUCGGAAUUGGAACAGGCUGCAAUGGAGACCACUGUUGAGGAGAAUGUUCUGGAACCCAUGCAGGAGGAGCAGAGGGCAGUUGCGGAAAAGGAGGUUGAGGAGAAGUUGCAGAAGGAGUUAGUGAACGAGGGGAAGGAUUUGCCUCCAAUUGUUUUAGAUGAGGGGGAGGUGUUGCCUUCAGAUGUAUUGCCAGUUGAAGAGGAUACAAUCAGAGAAAAGGUGCUUAGUCCCGUGGCUGAACUUCCUGAACUGGAGAGCACGGUAGACAUGGAUACCACGGUAGAAAUGGAUACUACGCCUGCCAGCGACUGCAGCUUCUCGGACUUCGGCUCGCCGAGGGGAGAGGACAAAGGCCCGAAGGCCUCCCCUGGAAUGUCUCCCGAGCUCUCGUUUAUGCUGGCCCCGUCCCCCUUCUCUACAGAGGCCUCCCCCAGGAAGGCCAGCCCACACCGGGUUCAGGUCCAAAUCCAGGCCCAGGCUUCGCCUCAGGUCCAACCUCAUUCUGGAUACAGUGCUAGUGUGCCUCCCACCACCACAACCUUUAUUCCCCUCACCCCCAAGAUUGGCAUGGGGAAGCCUGCCAUCUCCAAGAGGAAGUUCUCCCCAGGGAGGCCAAGGGUGAAGCAGGGAGCAUGGAGUAACCAUAGGGCAGCGAGCCCCCCCUCUUGGUCCCAGCAGGACCCCUUGGAGGGGGGGUGGGACGGCCUACAAACCAAGCAGCUGCAAGAGGCGCCCGUCUGGAGCAUGAGAGUGGGUCGUGGUUCAGGCUUCCCUGGAAGGCGGAGGCCCCGGGGGGCCAACCUGUCUGGGCGUGGGGGCCGCGGACGCUCCCGGGGACUCAAGGCCUACACCAGCUUUGCCGUGACCCCUGGGGCCAGUUUUGUGGAGCAGCCGUACGUGGUGGAGGAGGAGAGCACAAUGCAUAACACUGUGGUCAUGUUCUCAACCACAGACCACUUCACUCUCAGACAGGACAUGUGUGUGGUGUGUGGGAGUUUUGGCCAGGGGGCAGAGGGCAGGUUGCUGGCCUGCUCUCAGUGUGGCCAGUGUUACCAUCCCUUCUGUGUCAACAUCAAGAUCUCCCGGGUGGUGCUGAGUAAAGGCUGGCGCUGUCUGGAGUGCACGGUGUGCGAGGCGUGCGGCCAGGCCAGCGACCCGGGCCGUCUGCUGCUGUGUGAUGACUGUGACAUCAGUUACCACACCUACUGCCUGGACCCUCCCCUGCAGACGGUGCCCAAGGGCAGCUGGAAGUGCAAGUGGUGUGUCUCCUGUACCCAGUGUGGUGCCACCUCCCCUGGCCUGAGGUGUGACUGGCAGAACCAUUACACCCUGUGCGGCCCCUGUGGCAGCCUGGCAUCAUGCCCGAUGUGCACGCGUAGCUACCGCGAGGACGAGCUCAUCGUGCAGUGCCGCCAGUGUGACAGGUGGAUCCACGCGUGUUGCCAGGGCCUGAACACGGAUGAGGAGGUGGAGAAUGCAGCAGAUGACGGCUUUGACUGCACCAUGUGUCGAAUGCACGCUCUGCCUUCACAGGGCAAAAUGAAGGCCCUCCUGUCUGAUGGCUGCGAGGCCCCGAUGGUGACCCAGAUUGUGACUAAAACGAGAGAACCAGCCAUUCAGAAGACAUACACCCAGGACGGGGUGUGUCUGACAGAGUCAGGCCUGUGCCAGCUGCAGAGCCUGGUGGUGCCCUCUACGUCGACCCGCCGAGGACAGAACAGGCGGCCCAAGCCCAAGCUCAAGCUGAAGAUCAUCAACCAGAACAGCGUGGCUGUGCUCCAGACUCCAUCGGACUCCCACUACUCAGAGCUGUCCCGGGACGGGUACAUGGACAACAACCGAGAAGGGGACCUCAUGAUGGACUGUGACGUUAAGUCGGAGUCCAGCCCGGAACGGGAGCCUGUCUACGACAACGCCAAGGGGGCCGACGACGCCGACGGCAACAAGAAGAGGAAGAGGAAACCGUACCGGCCCGGUAUUGGAGGGUUUAUGGUCCGCCAGAGAAGCAGGACGGGACAAGGCAUAGCCAAACGAUCCCUAUCCAGGAAAGACUCGACGAGGUCAUUACCAGAAAACUCAAUGUGCAAAGAGGAGGUGUGGAACGAGACGGAGAGUACGCCGGUGGAGGAGACCCCACCGGUGCCUGAAUGUCAGGAGAAAGUCAAGAAAAGAUACCGCAAAAAGAAAACCAAACUGGAAGAGGAGUUUCCUUCGUACCUGCAGGAGGCCUUCUUUGGGAAGGAGCUGCUGGACAAGAGCAGGCAGGCAGGCCUGGUGACCACAGGGCUCUGUGAGGAGAACCCAGAGACCAAACCCCCCAGCGCCAACGCCAGCUUCCUGGACCCCUCCUCGGACCCGCUGCUCAGCGCUACCUCGACCACCACAACCAUCUCCAGCAGAGCAGGAGGACUGCCCAAUUCUGAGGAUCCUUUAGGGGAUCUUUCGGAAGUCCUGAGCACGGAUGCAGAUCUCCUGGGAAUGCUGUCGGAUGAUCUGGUGAAGUCAGGGCACGACUCAGGUCUUGAUUUAUGCCCUUUCCAAGUCGACUGCUCUCCCUCUCCGUUUGCUGGCCUGGACAUGGACCCCAUCCCUGAUGAUCCCACUGGGCCCUGUCAGGGCUCAGCAGGCCGGGGGUCCAGGUCUCUACAGGAGGAGCCUCUGGACGUCAUCCUGAGCCCAGAACUGGACAAGAUGGUCGCAGAUGGUGCAAUUCUCAAUAAGCUCUACAAAAUUCCAGAGCUGGAGGGGAAAGACGUGGAGGACCUCUUUACAGCGGUCCUAAGUCCCAGCACCAGCCAGCCUCCACAGCUGCCUCACUCCCAACCGGCCCACCCUGGGCCCAAUGGACCAAGAGCUAUGGGCCUUCCAAACCCAGUCGACCAUGGGAUGUUUCCCCGCAUGCCAAUGAUGAACGGCAUGAUGGGGCCCAACCCCCACUUUCCUCCAACUCCCAUGAUGCCCGGCAGCACAGGCCCCUGUGGCCUGGGAAACUUCUCGCCCAUUCACAGAAUGCCUUUCCCAGACAAGAUGAGGGACAAGAAGUUUAGCCAGAUGGGGGGUGAUGUGGUUGGUUCGUGGAGCGCCCCCAGCUCUGUCCCCGGCCCUGUCCCCCCUCCGGAGGGCGAGACAGAUACUAUGUCCAACGCCCAGAGGAGCACGCUCAAGUGGGAGAAGGAGGAGACUCUGGGCGAGAUGGCCACCGUGGCCCCAGUCCUGUACACCAACGUCAACUUCCCCAACCUCCUAGAGGAGUUCCCAGACUGGGCUAUGAGAGUGAAACAAAUCGCAAAGUUAUGGAGGAAAGCCAGUUCCCAGGACAGGGCCCCAUAUGUGCAAAAAGCACGGGAUAACCGGGCGGCCCUGCGCAUAAACAAAGUUCAGAUGUCAAAUGAUACGCUGAAGAGACACCAGCAUCCUCAGCAGCAGCCGCUGUUGACUGACACCUUUGACCCCAAUAGUGUCCCCUUGGACACUGAGCUGCUCUUCAAAGACUCUCUCAAGCCCAAGGAGUCUGAGCACGAGCAGGAGUGGAAGUUCAGACAGGGAGAGUUAAAUCAGAUGUGGGGACCCCUUAAGAAGCAGCAGGAAAAGGUCCCAAAAAGCAAAGCCAUAAAAUCAACAAAUAAAGACGUCCUUUUUGGACAUUCCAACCAGGCAACUAUAGCUGCAGGAGGUGGAAAAAUUUCUCUGCAAAUGAGACAAAAGAGCAAGCAGCAGGCGAAGAUCGAAGCCACUCAAAAGCUGGAGCAGGUUAAAAAUGAGCAGCAACAGCUCCAGCAACAACAACAACAACAGCUGUUUAGCAGUCAGUCAGGUGGAGAUACAACCCCUAAUAGUGGUAACCAGAGCCCCAUGACUCCUCAGCCCAGCAAUGGAGGAAAGUCUGGAAACUCGUCCCCACUGCAGCCAAUAGCGUCUAAGGAUGGCUUCGCUAGACCCCAACUCCCGGGCACACCCACCUCUGGGUCACAGGAUGACGUGUUCCUCAGACCCCAGCUCCCACCUCCGUCCUCAAGGACACCCACCCAGGAGACCUCGUACCCCCAGCAGGGGCCAUCCUCCCAGCCCCAGUCACCACAUAUGUUUUCCCCGGGUUCCUCCUCAGGCUCCCGGCCAUCCUCGCCUUGGGAUCCAUACGCCAAAAUGGUGGGCACCCCGAGACCGCCCCCUGGGGGUGGUGGAUCCACCACGCCCCGACAGAACUCUCUGUCGGAGAUGCAGGAAAGGGGAGGGAGGCCUUCCCCGGCCCACGAGUCGUUUGGCUUGCCCACGUCUGGUAAUGCUGACCCCUAUGCUAAGAUGCCAGACACCCCCAGGCCCCCCGACCCCUUUGUUAAACCCAUGGGACCCGCCAGGGUGGGCCCUUCAGGACUGGGUGAGCAGCAGCAACACCAGCAGGUCAGGCACAUGAUGAGUCCUCCCUCUGGAGGAGAGACUUUUGCCAGGAUGGGCGGACACCGAGCCGAGGUCUACCAGCGCAUGUCUCACAACCGCAUGAUCCUCUCGGACCCCUACUCCAGGCCUUUGCUCACUCCCAUCCCCGGCAGCAACGAGUCGGGCUCCGUGCCGGUGUUCAAAGCCCCCAUGCCUCCCCAGCAGUCCCAGCAAGAGCCCUACAGUGGCCCUAUGCCUGGGGGACUUAAACGAGGGCCAUCUGAUGGCUUUCCCCAAGGACCACAGGCCGACCCUUACGCCCAGCAGCCUCUCACUCCCCGGCCACCCAUGGGGGAAGGGUUCCCCAAUGAGCCCAAGAUGAUGCGCCAACCCCAGGAGGGCCAUUUCGCUCAACCCAUGCCAAUGAUUAGACACCCUCACAGAAACCUGUAUGCCCAAGCGCCAUCUACCCCGAGGCCGGAUUAUUCACAGCAGAUGUCUGACCCUUACGCCCAACCGCCAGGCACCCCCAGACCUCACUCUGAUGGCUAUGCCCAACCUCCUGGCACCCCAAGGCCACACUCGGAUCCCUCAUACCUGCAGACGCCACCUAGCAUUCGUCUAGACCAGUUUCCCCAGCAGCACCCAGCCAAUCACAGACAGUCUCCAUCUCACUCCAUGGAUCCUUAUGCUUCCAUGCCAGGUACCCCCAGACCAGCCCCAGGGGAUAGGUUUCCCAAAUCCCCCAGUAGUCAAAGGAACAUGGACCCCUAUGCCCAACAACCCGGAACCCCAAGACCGCUCCUCACCGACCCUUACGCCCAAGCUCCAGGGACACCGCGGCCAGAAGCAGGCCCUGACGCCUUCAAUCGACUAUGCUCCAGACCGAUACCCAUGUCCCAGCUCCCAGCUGACCCCUUCUCCCACCAGUCUCCGGGCAGGGUGCAGGACGUGUUUGCCCAUCCAAGCGCCCUGGGCUCUCAGACACCUAAGCACCCGGGAAAGUCGGAUGAAGGUUUCUCUCUGCCGCAAUCGAAUCAUCACGGUGGUCAAACGCAGAUUCACGACCCCUUUGAACAGGGUCCAAUGACACCUUUUGUCCAAACUUCGGAAAGGCAGGCCCAUGAUAUCCCCCAGUCUAUCAGCAACACUGUUGACGCUCAGAACAGCAUGCUACCACACCUGGGAGACACUGAAGAGAAGCUCAGACAGCGCCAGAGACUGCGCCAGCAGAUCCUUAGGCUGCAGCAACAGAAGUCUGCCAUCCGGCAAGAGAAAGGACUACUACAGGAAGCUGUUGCAGCCCCCAGCCCGGGGACACCCCACCACUGGUCACAUGACGAUCCCGCCCCACAGAGCGACAUGUUCGGCAGACCACCACCACCUUACCCAGGACCCAUGAGGGGCGGCCCCCACGUUCCCGGGGAUCAGAGGUUCCCUGGUACCUUCCUAGAGGACCAGCGAGGACACUUCCCCAAUGAGGGACAGUUUGCCAGACCCCACUUCCCCAGGGACAUGGCCAACAUGGGCAACAUGGGCAUGAGGCCACAAGGAAUGAGGUUUGGAUUCCCCCCCGGCGCUCAAGGAUCCCUUCAACCAGGCCAGGAGCAACACUUCCUCAGGCCCCUUCACCAGAUGCCUGGCGGGCCCAUGGUCGACAAUGUGCCACCCCAGAUGAGAAUGUCCCACUCGGUGGAGUUUUCCAGGGGGGUCAUGGAGGGCAACACCCAGAUGGGGCUCUCCCCGCACUUCCCCCCACGGGGCCUUCCUGUCCAGCAGCACAACAUCAUGGGUCAGCCGUUCAUCGAGCUCCGCCACAGGGCCCCUCAGAACAGGAUGAGGAUGCCCUUUGGGCAUGGACCUCCCAAUGUCAUGGACCCCUCCAACCAGCCCCAGAUAACACCCCAGGGCUUCAUGGAAGGCCAGGAGAUAGGCUUCGCCGGGAACCAGGGACCCAGAAUGAUGGACCCCAUGAUGGGCAGACCUUCCCAGGGAUCGGUCGGUCACAUGCAGAUGUCGGCUAGUAUGGAAAACCUGCACCAUCAGCAGACUGAAGCUCUGAUGACCACAGGGCAGCAACAGCAUCCUCCACUGAAUAGGUCACUCAGCCACCCGGUCACUGGUGAGUCACUCAAUGCAGCGCCAUCUAGUAUGCUCUUGCCUGGGUCUAGCACCGGUCAAACGGAGGAGACUCAGAUACCCAGUGGAGACGGAAUCGAGGAGAACUUGGAUGCUGAAGACUCCGCAGUGAAGGACCUUGAAGAUGUAGAGGUCAAAGACCUGGUCGACCUGAACCUGAACCUGGACCCGGAUGAUGGCAAAGACCUUGAACUGGGACCCAAUGACCUGCACCUCGACGACUUCCUCAUGUCGGGGAAGUUUGACCUCAUCGCCUACACGGACCCCGAGCUCAACCUGGAGGACAAGAAAGACAUGUUCAGUGAAGAAGAUCUGGACCUGGGCGACCCCAUGGAGGACCACCAACAGGGAGAGACCUCGGACCUCCAGAAAGCCCUGUCGGAGAAGAGGAAAGGCAGCGGGGAUGGCGCAGCCACCUCGUCCCGAUCGGUGGGGAAAUCAGACAAACGGGAGGCCAACGAAUCGAAAGAGACCUUGGACAUGUUUAAAACCGAGGAUACAAUCAAAACGGAGGUCAAAGAUGAACACCAAAAUCAGGACCAGUCUCUCUGCAGUGGCCCGGUGAAUGACAACAGAACCAUGACAAACCAAGAGGGCGCAGGGCUGUAUGAGCAGCCUGGACAGACUGGCUCCGGCUCAACUCCGGUCCUCUCCAGCAUUCUGAUCAAAGAGAAACUGGAAGACACUGGGUUUGGCCCAAACGGCUCUCCUCACCAAGGGGACAUGGCUGCCCAGGCCACCGGGCUACACCCAAACACUGGCAUGCUGAUGCUACCUAGGCAACACGCCCAAGACAACAACAGGCUCAAUCCCAGCGUGGCUAUGGGACAUCGGGUGAGCCCCGCGUUGGUUCAGAGCAGGCUUUCAAUGGGAAACCCAAACCUCAUCUCAGGAGGCAACCACAGCUUCGGGGCCUCAGCCAACCAGCAGGUGGAGCUAAACCUAGCCAUGGUUGGAGCCAGUCAGCAGCCCAAUGCCCACGGCCUGAACCCCCAGGGCCAGCAGGGCAUGUUCCCCCAACAGCAGGGCCCCUCGCUGGGGCAGGCCGGCCCACAGAACAGGCCUCUGCUGCUGGAAGAGCAGCCCCUCCUCCUACAGGACCUGCUGGACCAGGAGAGGCAGGAGCAGCAGCAGCAGAGGCAGAUGCAGGCCAUGAUCCGACAGCGCUCCAGCGACUCCUUCUUCCCCAAUAUGGCAGACUUUGAUGCCAUCACAGACCCGAUCAUGAAGGCCAAGAUGGUAGCCCUGAAGGGAAUCAAUAAAGUCAUGGCUCAGAACAGCAUGGGAAUGCCCCCAAUAGUCAUUAACAGAAUUCAGCAGACGCCGGGAGCACAUGGACCAGAUGCUGCCGCUGCUCUGCCUAAACAUGUGCUUGGACAGGACGGGAAGUUGGCUCCACAGAUGGCGAGACCAAACCCCCCGAAUUUUGGACCUGGAUUCAUCAACGACAGCCAGAGGAAGCAGUAUGAGGAGUGGCUCCAGGAGACCCAGCAGCUGCUCCAGAUGCAGCAGAAGUUUCUAGAAGACCAGAUUGGGGCCCACAGGAAGUCCAAGAAGGCCCUGUCGGCCAAACAGCGGACAGCCAAAAAGGCGGGCCGGGAGUUCCCUGAGGAGGACGUCGAACAGCUGAAGCAUGUGACCGAGCAGCAGAGUGUGGUGCAGAAGCAGUUGGAGCAGAUUCGGAAACAGCAGAAAGACCAUGCAGAGCUGAUAGAGGAGUACCGUGUCAAGCAGCAGCAGCAGCAGCAACAACGGCCAAGUCUCCAGGCUCCUAUGAUGCCAGGGAUGCCACCCAUGCCAGGGAUGCCUACUCAAGCUGCACCUAUGAUGCCCGGAGCGCCCUCUAUGGGCCAGCCAAUGAUGGGGCCCAUGAUGCAAAUGCAGCCCCACCCUGGCCAACCUAACCCUGCCCGCAUUCCCAACAUGCCAGGCUGGCACCCAGGGGGAGUCCAAGGACCGAUGGGAGGCCCAGGUCCAAGAAUUCCAGGUCAAAUGCCCCCACAGAUGCCCCUUGCCAGCCCUGCCCAGUUGCCCCAGCCCCAGUUACCACCCCAGGCCCAACUACCACCUCAGCCCCAGUUACCACCCCAGCCCCAACUACCACCUCAGCCCCAGCUUCAGCCACCACCCUCAAUGGUGUCUGGAGCAAGAGCUACAGCAAUGGGCAACGGAACAGGUGCCCAGGGAGCCAGCGGAGCUAACGAUGGAAGUGGUGGAAACAGCCUCGCUGUGAAAUUUGACGACAACAACCCAUUCAGCGAGGGCUUCCAGGAGCGCGAGAGGCGGGACCGCCUGAGGGAGCAGCAGGAGAGACAGCGGAUCCAGCUGAUGCAGGAGGUGGAGAGGCACCGGGCCAUGCAGCAGCGGCUGGAGAUGGAGCAGCAAGGCCUGGGUCUGGGGCCUACUGGGCUCCCACCCGGCUCCGGAGCUACUAACUCCGGAGGGGAUAGCCUGGCCCACAUGCCAUUCUACAGUACUGAUCUUCCCCAAGACUUCAUGCAACCCUCUAAGCAUCAACAACAGCCACAACAGCAGCAGCAGGGGCAGCUAGGGCCCAUGUACCCCCAGCAGAGCAACAUGCAGCCAGGCUUCACCAGCGCUGGUGGGCCGCUCCCAGGUCAGGGCUUCAUGCCGGAUGGUGUGCACAGGCCCAUGCCUGGGAACAGGGCAUUUGGUAGUCCAGAGAUGGGUCCCAAAAUCCCCAUGCUACAGGGGCUCAACUACCCCCCUGGACAGCCCCGUCCUGCCGGGUUCAGAGGCCCUGGGAUGAUGCCUCAGGUUGGGGGCGAGGGACAGGGACCCCCGUUUGGAAUGGACUCAUCCACCCCCCUACCUCCCAACUACCCCGGCUCAGGCCAGUCCUUGAUCCAGCUCUACUCCAACAUCAUCCCAGAGGAGAAGGCUAAGAAGAAGAGGAACAGGAAGAAGAAGAGAGAGACUGUUGACGACGCAGACUCAGUCAAGACCCCAUCCACUCCCCACUCGGACCUCUGCGCCCCACUGACUCCCUCCCGCGUGUCUGACACUUCAUCCACCCGGAGCCUCAGCAUUCCCGGAGAGCAGGAUCUGUCUGAUCUUUUCCUCCCUGUGGGGUCCUCAGGUUUGGCCCCCUCCUCAGAACUGGAGAGGCAGCUCUCGGGCAGCAGCUUAGCCCAGGGUGGCUGCUCCAGCAUGGGCUCAGAGAAUGACAGGGCCUCCCUGUUUGACGAAACCCUCCAAAUCAAGCUGGAGAGGAUAGAGACUGAGUGCAGAGGGGCGGCGGCCAACGACGGGUCUGCCUUGGGGCAGGGUCCCCGAGCCGGGGGGACAGUGAAGGAGGAGGAGGGAAGCGAGGAGGGGCUCUCUUCGCCCCUCCACGGUGCCAAAGGGGGCGACGCGGGGAACGAGCUGCUUAAGCACCUGCUGAAGAACAAGAGCACGCCCCCGCUAGGUGCCAACGCUAACCAGACCCCUCCCACACAGCAGAUAUCCUGCAACAGCCUUUGCUCAGAGCAGGAGGCCUCGGCAGACCUCAGAGCCACCACCAGGCCGGCCUCCACCACCAACAACAUGACUCCCCCGCACAGUCAGCUGAUAGGAAGCACAGAGCUCCUAGAACCCUCGGUGCCGGCGCAGGGCAAGAGGAAGCAGCAACGCAACAAACGGACACCCAAAAACGGGGCGGAGAAACUGCCAUCACGCUACAAGAGGAGGAAGAAGGAGGAAGAGGAGAGGCACAUCAGUUAUUCUAUUACUGACACUCUGCCCCAGCUCAAACAGGAUCACUCUCUACUGCCCCUGAUGGAGCCCCUAAUGGGGGUCAACUUUGCCCACUUCCCACCCUUCGGCAGCGGGCAGCUCAACGGGGAGAACAGGCUGUCAGGCUCCUUCGGCAGCGGGCAGCUCAACGGGGAGAACAGGCUGUCAGGCUCCUUCGGCAGCGCCUUGCUCGACGGUGUAUCAGACUACUACUCACAGCUCAUUUACAAGCAGAACAACUUGAGCAACCCGCCCACCCCUCCAGCAUCACUCCCACCCACUCCGCCUCCCGUGGCGAGGCAGAAGAUGGUCAAUGGGUUCGCCACGGCCGAGAACCUCGCCAGGAAAGCCGCCGUCUUGGGCGGCCAUGAUGUGAUCAAAGGCCUGGGAGCCAAGAAGCUGCCUACAGCGUUCCGGACAGAGGAAGACCUCAUGGCCCAUGCCAUCAACCAGGGGCCCAAGACAGUGGACGUCCCCGCCUCACUCCCCACACCACCCCAUAACAACCAGGAGGAACUCAGGGGCCAGGACCACUGUGUAGACAGGGACACCCCCGACAACUUUGUCCCCUCCUCGUCCCCCGAGAGCGUAGUCGGCAUGGACAUCAGCCGCUACCCCGACCUGUCAAAGGUCAAGGAGGAGCUCCCAUCCCCAUGCUCCUCUCCCGUCAUACCCAUGCUGCCUAGCGCCAGCGGGAAAGGAACUGAGAUAAAGCAAGAGGUCAAGACUGAACCGUCGAGCUCCUUCUUCGGGUCCCUGUUUGGACAGCCUCCAUCCUGCGCCAAAGCUGGCUUGGUAUCCAUAGCAAUCACCUUGAAUCCGGUCGCAGCGGAGAACAUCCAUGGUGUGGUGGCUGCGGUGGCCGAUCUACUGUGUGUGACCAUCCCCGGCAGCUACGAGGUGAGCCGCGGCCCCGAGCGCAGCUCCCUGGCCUUACUGGCUGGACUCAAGGUGCCUCAGACCCAAGGCAUGGACCCCCUUCACGUCGCCAUGCUCCCCCAGCACCAGCAGCCCCCCGCCAUGAGGUUCCUGAGACCCCCCGGACCACCCACUCAUCCCAGAAUUAGCCAGCAGUUUCAGCCCAUCGGCCCGCCCACCAGCGCAGGUCCAGCUGCCAGGGGUGAGGGGCCUAAACCCCAGUGGUGCUGCCACUGCAAGGUGGUGGUUCUGGGAAACGGAGUGCGCAAGUCCACCAAAGACCUACCCUGCAGCAAACGGGAGAGACAGAGCCGGGUGGAAGGCAUGGUCUUCUGCAGCCGCAGCUGUUUCAUCCUCCAUGCCACGGACACACAGUCCAAAGCCAAGGACAGUAAGCCAAACAUGUCUCCUCUCUUGCCUGAGUCGUCGGUCAUAGAGAGCCCGUCUAAGGUGCUCCACCAGUACAGCAACAACAUGUCCACACUGGACGUCCACUGCCUGGCCCAGCUGCAGCCCAAACAGUCUGCCCCCUCCAGUCCCCCUCCCAUCUCCUUCCCCACGGAGAAACCUAAGCCGGACACCCUCAAGGUGACGGUCAAGCUCAAGCCAAGGCCCCGGGCGGUCCACUCUGCCAGCGGGGGUGGUGAUGACAUGUCGCCCCGCCACCACAAGCGCUGGAAGGGCCUGCGCUGGCGCAAGUGGAGCGUGCACAUCGUGUUUCCCACUAGGGGCAGCCUGCUGUCCUCUCUGCCCGGUGAGGAUGAGGUGGACGAGCUGCUGAGGAAGCUGGGUGCCUCUCUGCGUCCCGAUCCCCUCCCUCGCGACCUGCGGCGUUGCUGCUUUUGCCACGAGGAGGGCGACGGCAUGACAGACGGGCCUGCACGCCUCCUCAACCUGGACCUGGACCUGUGGGUACACCUCAACUGCGCCCUGUGGUCAUCGGAGGUGUACGAGACGCAGGCGGGCGCCCUGAUCAACGUGGAGCUGGCGCUGCGGCGGGGCAUGGCAGUGCGCUGCACCUACUGCCAGCAGACAGGGGCCACCAGUGGCUGCCACCAACUGCGCUGCGCCAACGCCUACCACUUCACGUGCGCGCUCAAGGCCCAGUGCACCUUCUUCAAGGACAAGACCAUGCUGUGCCACCUGCACCGGCCCCGUGGCAUCGGCAGUGGCGAUGGGAGAGGAGGCGACAGGGUCUUGGCGCCCGCCGCUACCCACCACGACCACGAGCUGCGAUGCUUCGCAGUGUUCCGCCGCGUCUACGUGCAACGCGACGAGGCCCGGCAGAUGGCCAGCAUCGUGCAGCGUGGCGAGCGCCGGCACACGUUCCGCGUGGGAAGCCUGGUGUUCCACACCGUGGGUCAGCUGCUGCCCCAGCAGAUGGCCUCCUUCCACUCAGCAAACGCCAUCUUCCCCGUGGGCUACCGGGCCAGCCGCAUCUACUGGAGCACACGCCAUGGCAACCGCCGCUGCCGCUACCUGUGCUCGGUGGAGGAGAACGAGGGCCAGCCGGAGUUUGUGGUGCGGGUGAUAGAGCAAGGCUACGAUGACCUGGUGCUCACCGGCGCCUCACCCAAAGGUGUAUGGGACAAGAUUCUAGAGCCUGUGGCUGAACGGCGUAACGAAUCAGGAACUCUGAAACUGUUCCCUGUCUACCUGAAGGGAGAGGACCUGUUUGGAUUCACCGUCACCGCCAUCACCAGGAUCGUAGAAUCGCUCCCUGGAGUGGAAGCCUGCGACAGAUAUACUUUCCGGUUCGGACGCAACCCUCUCAUGGAGCUCCCCUUGGCCAUAAACCCAACUGGCAGUGCCCGCUCAGAACCCAAGGCCUGCAGCCAUGUCAAGAGGUUGGUGUUAAGACCUCACACUUUGUCCAGCACCGGCGUCUCCUCCUCUAAGUCCAUGCGGACAGUUGGCAGCGUGGGUGUGGUGGAAGCACCAGAAGAGGUGAUCCCCAAGCAGUUUGCAUCCGUCCCCUUCCAGUACCGACGCAUGAAAGCUGAGUGGAAGAGCAACGUGUACCUGGCGCGCUCCCGCAUUCAGGGGUUGGGUCUGUAUGCUGCCAGGGACAUUGAGUCCCACACCAUGGUGAUUGAGUACAUUGGUACCCUGAUUCGCAACGAGGUCGCCAACCGGAUGGAGAAGAUGUAUGAAUCCCAGAACCGUGGAGUCUACAUGUUCCGCCUGGACAGUGACCAUGUUGUCGAUGCCACCAUCACUGGCGGACCAGCAAGAUACAUCAACCACUCCUGCGCCCCCAACUGCAUCGCCGAGACCGUGAGCUUGGAGAGAGGCGACAAGAUCGUCAUCAGCGCCUGCCGCAAUAUCCAGAGAGGAGAGGAGCUGUGCUACGACUACAAAUUUGACUUGGAAGACGACCAGCACAAGAUCCCUUGUCACUGUUGUGCGGUUAACUGCCGGAAAUGGAUGAACUAGAACAGGGACAGUUGGGGCAAAAUACAGGCUACGACACUUUCAAAUUAUGGCGCACACACACAUUCCUUGUUAUAGGCUCGUUGGUUCAUCAGCUGGAAAACGUUGUAUUACUUAAACAAAGACAACUUAUCAGGGCAAGACACUGACCGCAGAACUGUUAGAGAAGACUAAAGAGGGAAGGGGAAUCGCAGGCACAAAACAAUUAUUUUUAUGAGGCUGAGAGCCGAUUCUUUCACUUGGCAAAAUAGAGUGGAGAUGGAUCUUUGUUAAUAUAAAGUGUGAGAAUAGGGUAGUGGGUAAACGGAUUAGGGGAUGGGGAGGAUGUUUUGGGUCUGGGGUAGAAUUCACCAGUUGACCAGGAGAGUUUUGUGCUGGCCACCGCCUUAUUUAGUUAUUGAGAGGCAGGUCCUCUGGAUUAUGAAAUAUAUACAUAUAGUUACAGAAAUGUAGACACCACUGAACAAGGAAUGUACAGAGAAGACUUCCUUAGGGACAAAGCUAAGGGAAUAUUAACUUGCACUAAAACAAAACAAAUUUAGUCAAAUACUUGAUUCCAUGAGUCAGUUUGUUUUUCCUUUUGUUUAAUGUAAAAUACGAGAAUUUUUGUAUUUAUUAUCGAAUCACCGGCAAACUGCUGCCCAGGUUUUCAGUCUGAUCAGAACGUGUUACAUUAUACAAAGUGUAAAUAGUCAAAGACAAUUAAGUAAACAAUCGACCAAAUGCUACCAUAACUUCAUCAUGGCUGUUUGGGUGAUUUUUAUUUUUUUGUUGACAAAAGUAUUUAAGAAGGAUGUCAUAAUAUCAUUCUGAGAGUUUAUGUGCUGUAUAAAACUGUACAGAAUGUGUAAAAAAAAAUCCAGAGUAUUUUUGUUGUAUUUAGAAUGAAGUUGCGUUGUCAAAUUCUGACCACUUGAAGAAUACGCUUUCCGUUUCUUUCAUUUUCCUUAGGACAAUUUCUGUUUGCAUUGACACGCGCAAUCAAAGAAUUGCAGAGAGCACCAAUCACAUCGAGACAACUGAAAUCCUAACCCUAGUUAAUCAGAUGUGAAUGUAGAAUUAGAGAGAACUGUGAAUUUAAGGUUGGAGACCACCCAUUUCAUCAGUUAGCUUCUUUAACUGUUUGUGUACAGCAGUCUCUGAGAUUCACCUCAUGCAGAUAAUUCUGGGGGAAAAUGCCUUUUACUUUUACUACUAGUUGCAGGAGACUCAAUUAUGCUUUUCACAUAAAAUGAUUUUUGUGUUUUGUUUACAAUUCUUUGUAAGAAACAUCCUGUUUAGUGCUGGCUAGUUGAGAAAAAAAUAUGCUAUGAUGUUUUGGAUUUCUUUUGACUCGAUCACAAAAAUCAGAAUCUGGUACUUGCAUUUUGCUGACCAGUUUGAAAUUAAGUUUUCAUUUUUGUGCACAACUUAAGUGGACUGUACAAAAGUUGGUAUAUUCAGUCUCGUUGUAAUAAACAGUACAUGGCAUGAUGUCUUUUUUAACUUUCAGAAGAAUCAAUUGUAUAUAAUUUUCCAUUAUGGUUAAUGAAAUUUGUUUCUUGGAUAUUUUCUCCUCUUGUACAAUAUUCAGACCUCUUUAAUAGUGUCUCUUUUCUUUGUCCUGUAUAAUGUCUAAAAAGCCUUUUUGAAGUAUAGAGUGUGAUGGGUUUUGGAGUUUGGAGUCAGAUUUAGGAUCAUUUACAAAAAAUAAAAUAUUUUACAUCUUAAA